This is a messenger RNA of Eublepharis macularius, 4173 nucleotides long. RefSeq names its product intraflagellar transport 122 (gene IFT122). Lineage: Eukaryota; Metazoa; Chordata; Lepidosauria; Squamata; Eublepharidae. Gene Ontology annotation, molecular function: protein binding. Gene Ontology annotation, biological process: non-motile cilium assembly; intraciliary retrograde transport; protein localization to cilium. The record is from RefSeq and is a predicted model, not a curated record. The coding region runs from base 40 to 3588 and encodes 1182 amino acids. Gene Ontology annotation, cellular component: non-motile cilium; intraciliary transport particle A. The transcript is spliced from 29 exons.
CCUUGGGGAGGGGAGAGGAUACCCGGUGGGGGGAUCACCAUGCGAGCUGCGCUGACUUGGAAGGAUAAAGCUGAUCAGUGCAUUUAUGACCUUGCAUUUAAACCUGAUGGAACUCAACUGAUAAUUGCAGCUGGAAACAGAUUACUGGUGUAUGAUACUGAUGGAACGUUAAUCCAGCCCCUUAAAGGACACAAGGAAACCGUAUAUUGUGUGGCUUAUGCAAAGGAUGGGAAGCGUUUUGCAUCAGGGUCUGCAGACAAAACUGUAAUCAUCUGGACUUCGAAGCUAGAAGGCAUCCUGAAGUAUACGCACAAUGAUUCCAUACAAUGUGUCUCAUACAACCCAGUUACGCAUCAGUUGGCAUCUUGCUCCUCCAGUGAUUUUGGUCUAUGGUCUCCGGAACAGAAGUCAGUCUCCAAACAUAAAGUUAGUAGUAAGAUCACCUGUUGUAGUUGGACAAAUGAUGGACAGUACCUUGCUUUGGGGAUGUUCAAUGGUAUUGUCAGUAUAAGAAAUAAAAAUGGUGAAGAGAAAGUCAAAAUUGAACGACCAGGUGGAUCUUCAUCUCCAGUGUGGUCUAUUUGUUGGAAUCCGUCAAGAGAUGAACACAGUGAUGUCUUAGCUGUGGCAGACUGGGGACAAAGGCUUUCCUUUUAUCAGCUCAGUGGCAAACAAAUUGGAAAAGAUAGAGUCCUGAACUUUGACCCUUGCUGUGUCAGCUAUUUCUCAAAAGGAGAAUACAUCCUACUUGGAGGCUCAGACAAACAAGUAUCCCUCUAUACAAAGGAUGGGGUACGCCUUGGCACCAUUGGAGAACAGAGCACUUGGGUGUGGACAUGUAAAGCUAAACCGGAUUCUAAUUAUGUGGCAGUGGGGAGCCAGGAUGGGACCAUUUCAUUUUAUCAGCUGAUUUUCAGCACAGUCCAUGGCCUGUAUAAGGAUCGCUAUGCUUAUAGGGACAGCAUGACUGAUGUUAUCGUCCAGCAUCUGAUCACUGAGCAAAAAGUUAGAAUAAAAUGCAGAGAGCUUGUAAAAAAAAUUGCGAUCUACAAAAACAGAUUAGCAAUCCAAUUGCCAGAGAAAAUCCAGAUUUAUGAGCUAUAUUCUGAUGAUUCCUCGGACAUGUGUUAUCGUGUGAAGGAAAAGAUAAUGAAAAAAUUUGAAUGUAGCUUACUGGUUGUAUGCUCGGAUCAUAUUAUCUUAUGCCAGGAGAAAAGACUCCAGUGCCUUUCAUUCAGUGGUGUUAAAGAGAGAGAGUGGUUAAUGGAAUCUCUCAUUCGUUACAUAAAAGUAAUCGGUGGACCUCCACGCAGAGAAGGACUUCUAGUGGGUUUAAAGAAUGGCCAGAUUCUGAAGAUAUUUGUGGAUGACCCUUUUGUGAUCGUAUUGCUGAAACAAUCCUCGGCUGUGCGCUGCUUAGAUAUGAGUGCAUCUCGGAAUAAGCUGGCAGUAGUUGAUGAAAAUGACACCUGUCUAGUCUAUGAUAUUAAUACCAAAGAGUUGCUUUUCCAAGAACCCAAUGCUAAUAGUGUGGCUUGGAACACGCAAUGUGAGGAUAUGCUUUGCUUCUCUGGAGGGGGAUAUCUCAACAUCAAAGCUAGCAGCUUUCCUGUCCAUCAGCAAAAACUUCAGGGCUUUGUGGUGGGAUAUAAUGGUUCCAAAAUUUUUUGUCUCCAUGUUUUUUCCAUGACUGCUGUUGAAGUCCCCCAGUCGGCUCCCAUGUAUCAAUACUUGGAAAGAAAACAGUUCAAAGAAGCCUACCAGAUUGCUUGUUUAGGAGUAACUGACGCGGACUGGAAAGAACUGGCUAUGGAAGCUUUAGAAGGACUUGAAUUCGAAACGGCUAAGAAGGCAUUCACCAGAGUGCGAGAUCUUCGGUAUCUAGAAUUGAUCAGCAGCAUUGAGGAGAGGAAGAAGCGGGGACAGAACAACAAUGACCUGUUUCUAGCAGAUAUUUAUGCAUACCAGGGAAAGUUCCAUGAAGCAGCCAAACUGUACAGAAGGAGUGGCCAUGAGAACCUGGCUCUUGAUAUGUUCUCUGACUUGCGCAUGUUUGACUAUGCAAAGGAUUUCCUUGGUUCUGGAGACCCCAAAGAUACAAAGAUGCUAAUCACAAAACAAGCAGACUGGGCCAAGAACAUCAAUGAACCCAAAGCAGCAGUGGAGAUGUACAUUACUGCAGGCGAGCAUCUGAAGGCCAUAGAAAUCAGUGGUGAUCGUGGCUGGGUCGAUAUAUUAAUCGAUAUUGCCCGGAAGUUAGAUAAAGCGGAGCGUGAACCAUUGUCAAAAUGUGCCUACUAUUUCAAAAAAUUACUCAACCAUGGCUAUGCUGCAGAAACCUACAUGAAGAUUGGUGACCUAAAGGCCUUAAUACAGCUCCAUGUGGAGACGCAACAGUGGGAUGAGGCUUUUGCUUUGUGUGAAAAGCAUUCUGAAUUUAAGGAUAAUGUUUACGUUCCAUAUGCUCAGUGGUUGGCAGAAAAUGAUAGAUUUGAAGAGGCCCAAAAAGCAUUCCACAAGGCUGGCAGACAGACCGAAGCUGUAAAAGUGUUGGAACAAUUAACUCACAAUGCUGUGGUAGAAAGCCGAUUCAAUGAUGCAGCGUAUUAUUACUGGAUGCUGUCCAUGCAGUGUUUAGAUAUAGCUCAAGAGGACCCGCAGCAGAAGACUGAAAUGUUGCAGAAGUUUCACCACUUCCAGCACUUGGCAGAACUUUAUCAUGUCUAUCACUCCAUCCACAGAUACACUGAAGAACCCUUCAGUUUCCAUUUGCCUGAAACGCUCUUCAAUAUUUCUAGGUUUUUACUUCAUAGCCUGACUAAGGAAACUCCUCUGGGGAUCUCUAAAGUCAAUACAUUAUUUGCCCUGGCAAAGCAGAGCAAAGCUCUGGGCGCCUAUAAAUUGGCUCGUCACGCCUAUGACAAGUUGCAGGGGCUGCAGAUUCCAGCUCGAUUUCAGAAAUCAAUUGAGUUGGGAAGCCUGACAAUCCGAUCCAAGCCUUUCCAUGACAGUGAAGAGCUUGUGCCAUUGUGUUACCGCUGUUCUACCAACAACCCUUUGCUGAACAACUUGGGGAAUGUCUGCAUUAAUUGCAGGCAACCUUUUGUCUUCUCAGCGUCCUCUUAUGAAGUCUUGCACCUGGUUGAAUUCUUUUUGGAGGAAGGGAUCACUGAUGAAGAAGCUGUUGCUCUGAUUGAUCUGGAAGUUCCGAGAUUAAACAAAAGCGAUGAUAAAUGGCAAGAGCAGACAAGUGAUGAUUUCCAGACAAUGAGGCUUGUUUAUGAAGCAGAUGAGGUUGAAGAUGAUCCAUUUACAGCAAAACUGAGUUUUGAGCAAGGGGGCUCAGAAUUUGUUCCUGUGGUAGUGAACCGUGCUGUUCUCAGGUCAAUGAGCAGGAGAGAUGUGCUGAUUAAACGCUGGCCGAAGCCACUACGGUGGCAGUACUUCCGGUCGUUGUUACCUGAAGCCUCUAUUACCAUGUGCCCUUCCUGCUUUCAGAUGUUUCAUUCAGAAGACUAUGAAGUUGUGGUGCUCCAGCAUAAUUGUUGUCCAUAUUGUCGGAGGAAGAUAGAUGAAUCCUGCCAGUGAGGACUCCAGCCACUUGGCCAGGGGACAAUCCCAUUGUGCUAGGACAUCUUUUUGGGGAUUCCAGGCUUUCUUAAGAGUCUGUUCUGCCAUGUUAUACGAGAGAGAAAUUCAUAUUUUCCUACUUUUUGUGUAUUGAAUCAGUAAUUGAAGAGAAAAAACUGUCAAAAGCUACAUUUUGUGGUAAUUCCAAAGAAAAUAUGUACAUAUAUAUUUAUUUAUAACAAGUAUAAUAGAAGAAUUUGUAUGAUUGCUCUAUGACUUGGGUGUCUAUAAAAUAGAAAAGAUCUUAUAUAUGGAGCUAUACUUGGGGGAAGCUAUUAUGCUCUUGACAUUUUCAUGACAGUCUGUCAGUCUGUCAUGGUUUGAACAAUAGCCUUUUAGGGUGGAGACUGCCUAGAGAAAACUUGCUGAUGUUGCAAUUGCUAGCAUUCAUUCUGAAUCCCCACCCCAGCCCACUUGCAAUAUGUCUAUCAAAAUGCAUUGAUUUACUUUUUAAAAAAUUGUUUUUCUUUUGAAAAUAUGUUCUGGAGCUCUGUUGAAGCUGCUGUUGUGCAGAAACAAGCUACCAUAAUUUAAACAAGAUUA